This is a messenger RNA of Colletotrichum acutatum, 1357 nucleotides long. RefSeq names its product DASH complex subunit Spc34. The record is from RefSeq and is a predicted model, not a curated record. Gene Ontology annotation, biological process: attachment of spindle microtubules to kinetochore. The coding region runs from base 469 to 1275 and encodes 268 amino acids. Gene Ontology annotation, cellular component: DASH complex; spindle microtubule. The transcript is spliced from 2 exons. Lineage: Eukaryota; Fungi; Ascomycota; Sordariomycetes; Glomerellales; Glomerellaceae.
GCUGCUCUUGUAAGUCUUUCAUUUGCAUCGUUUGUACUCGUACUGCCUUCCAACGAGGGGAUGCCUUGAGCCUCGGAAGAAUCGUCGGUCUCAGCCAUCAUAGCCUGAUUUUGAAGCCUCAACUUCAUCGGAAGAGUGCAUGACUCUGGCGCAGUGCCUAGGAAUGUGAUGUGUAGAAUGAUCGCAGCAGCUGUUGAAGAGUUGUUGGGUGAGAGUGGUGAGGUGGGAAGUUGACGCCCAGGUCACUUGGGAUUUGGAGAUGAACAUGAGUUGGUCCGUGCACCAAGCAAGGUCGCGGGACAGAGAGCUCCUUCUCCAACUGCGGAAACAAAUCAUGUGUUUGGUGGGGCAGUUUGUUGACAUUGGAACCUCCAAAUUCAACAUCAACACUGGACAUUAAACCUUCAACGUCGACCGUCCGCAGAGCGCAAUCUCCACACCCAAGAGAUCGCAAAAGAAGAUACCGCCAUGUCAAUGCUCGCAAUCCACCUCGAGCAGAUAGCUCUCUCCUGCGAGGGCAUCGACUCGCUCCCCUUCCCGCCCCCCAAAAUCUUCACAAACGCAAUGCUGUACAACACCGACAUCACCUCCCUAAUUCGCGACACCGAAGCCCACGAACGCGCCCUCUUCUCCGUACCCCCACCCCCACCACCGCCAGCAACAUCAUCAUCCUCCCAAAACCAAGAAGCGAAACCCACCACCUCCCGCCGCCAAACCGUCUUCAACGUUGCCUCGGGCGAAGUGACCACCGGCCCCCCGCCAGGAACCUCACGCGCAGCAGGCGGCGGAGGCAUAGGCGGCCCCCGCCGCCACACCGCCGUCUCCGCCGUCCUCGGAGGCGACCUCCACGCCCAGCUGCGCCGCGGCGAGCGCCAGGCCGCAAGUAAAGGAGGCGACGUUGACGUCGAGGUGCUCUUGCAGGGCGCGACGAAGCUGUGCGGUGUGUAUGCUCUUCCCGGCGCGCUCGAGCGGAUUCCGCAGCUGAGGUCGCGGUACGCGCACCAGACGAAUACGCUGGCGUACUAUGAGGCAAAGGUUGCUGAGAACCAGGCUGCGGUGGAGAGGAUGAAUAAGGAUCAUUGGAUGGGGGAGGGCGAUGACGAGCAGUUUGAUGACGACGAAGACGAAGAAGAGGAGGCGGGCGAGGAUGUCAUGACGGAAGAGGAUUUACGGGCCGAGGAGGAGUUUGUGAGGGAGCUUGAUAAGAAGAAGCGGGAGCUGCAACAGCGGUUGCGAGCGAUGGAAAAGGAUUUGGGAGCAUUGCUGAACAUGUGAUGUUGGUUGGAAAACAGGAAUGAGGACAUUAAACGAGGGCGCUUCUACUACCAUGGUUGUUUUACGACAUGAUACCCCAGAA